AUGGCUAAUACCUCCGACGAAAUGCGACAAUACCGCGAGGCAUUUUCUUUGUUCGACAAAGAUCAUGAUGAUAUCAUAGCACCUCAAGAACUAGGUGUUGUUCUUCGUUCAUGUGGUUUAUCGCCAUCGGAAGCUGAUUUACAAAAGAUUCAGCAACAAGUCGGCCGGAAAAUUGAUUUCAACACUUUCGUUCGUGUUGCUCAGGAUUUCAGAGCAAAUCAUCGAGAAACAGAAGAUGAUAUUCGUGAAGCAUUUCGAGUGUUUGACAAAGAUGGAACUGGUUAUGUUAGUGUAUCGGAACUGAAACACGCGAUGAUCUCAUUAGGUGAACGACUUUCGGAAGAAGAAGUUGACGAAUUGAUUCGCGAAGCAGAUAUCGAUGCCGACGGACGAUGUAAUUGUGAAGAUCUCAAAUCGAGUUCCAGUGGAAAUUCGAAGAAUUUUGUUAUUGAUCCAAACGAAAAAGUCGUGCCAAAAGAUGAAAUUUUCUCUUUUAUUGUUCGAUGUAUGUUGAAAGUUGAUACGCGUCCUUCCCAUGCUGAAGUCUUAGCGGAUAAUUUAAGUAUGGCAGACUAUCGAGGUCAUUAUAGUCAUGGUCUUAACCGGCUUGAUAUGUAUGUGAAUGAUAUCAGAAAUGAAACGACGGCGAAAGACGGAGAUCCAGUUAUUCUUAAAGAAUCGCCUGGAACAGCAUUGGUUGAUGGACAGAAUUUAUUAGGGCCGUAUGUCGGAAAGUUUUGUAUGAAUCUAGCUAUGGAAAAAGCAAAAAAAAUUGGGAUUGGAUUAGUUGCUGCGCGUCGGUCAAAUCAUUUUGGUAUUGCGGGUUAUUAUUCAUUAAAAGCAGUCGACAAUGAUCUUAUUGGAUGGGCUUUUACUAAUACAAGUCCAUUAGUUGUGCCAACACGUUCCAAAGCUCAAUCCUUAGGAACGAAUCCAAUCGCUUUUGGAGCACCGGCUCGAAAUGGCGAUAGCUUUGUUCUUGAUAUGGCAACGUCGACUGUAGCAUUGGGAAAAGUUGAAAUAAGUCAAAGACGAGGUUCUGAUAUUCCUAAUACAUGGGGUGUAAAUGCAGAAGGUGUUCCAGUGACAAAACCACAAGAAGUGCAAGGCUUACUAGCUUUGGGUGGCCCAGAAGAAUCAUCUGGCUACAAGGGUUACGGUUUAGCCAUGAUGGUUGAAAUUCUUUGUGGAAUUCUAUCAGGGAGUCAUUUUGGUCCAUGGAUUCGUUCAUGGAAAUCGGGUACAAGUGAAGCAAAUCUGGGCCAAUGUUUCAUCGCUAUUAAUCCCAAUGCAUUCGAAGAUGAUUUCGAUCAGCGUUUGCAAAAGUUAAUCAACUAUUGUCGAUCAUUACCACCCACAGAAACUGGCAAACCAGUUUUGAUUGCUGGCGAUCCAGAACGAGCCCAUAUGGCUCUAUGUGAUAAACUUGGCGGUAUUCCAUACCCUCCAUCGCAAAUUGAAUUUUUACGUAGUUUAGCACGGUCACUAAAAGUUGAUCUACCAAAUAUUCAAUGA
Messenger RNA from Adineta ricciae, 1515 nucleotides. Lineage: Eukaryota; Metazoa; Rotifera; Eurotatoria; Adinetida; Adinetidae. The record is from the annotation of a GenBank genome assembly.